Molecule: messenger RNA, 3431 nt
Organism: Pantherophis guttatus
Lineage: Eukaryota; Metazoa; Chordata; Lepidosauria; Squamata; Colubridae
Gene: HERPUD1
Product: homocysteine inducible ER protein with ubiquitin like domain 1
Biological process (GO): endoplasmic reticulum calcium ion homeostasis; endoplasmic reticulum unfolded protein response; ubiquitin-dependent protein catabolic process
Cellular component (GO): endoplasmic reticulum membrane
Molecular function (GO): transmembrane transporter binding
Source: RefSeq, a predicted model, not a curated record
CGCUCCAGAGGCCGCUGUCGUCGUCGAGUGAGGAGGGUGUUUUGUUUUUUUGUGCGGGGGAGCGGAAGGGUGUUUUGUUUUUUUUGAGGCCUGAGAGGAUGGAAAGCCGGCAAGCCGACGAGGAGGAGGAGGUGGGCCUCGUUGUCAAGAGCCCCGCGCAGCGCCACCCGGACUUGCUCCUGUCGGCCCGGCGCUCCUGGAGCGUCCGGCGCCUCAAGGCGGAGCUGCGACACCUUCACCCGGAUGAACCGCCUGAAGAGGCUCAGAGGUUGAUCUACUCUGGAAAGCUGUUGCCCGACCAUCUUUUCCUGCAAGAGGUCCUCACCAAGCAGGAGACGCUUCACGCUCUUCAUUUGGUGUGCAACUCCAAGAAUCUGCCCACGAUGCCAGGAGCUGACAUGAAGGAGGCUGAAGCCAAGGAGCAGUCCACAGCAUUGAGCCAAAAUCCUUCGGACCUUCCUCCAAGGUCUGCUCCCAGCCAAGGACAGGCUGCCCCAGACCCGCCUGUGACCACAGAGGAAGCUGACGCGAGAUCUCCGGUGACUCCGCAUCCUUUUCAAGCCAUGAGCUCCAGUUACUCCUCCUACACCACGUAUCAUAUGCUGCAGCUCUGGUUCCAUCAGCUCUACACAAGGCAAUACUACAUGCAAUACAUGGCUGCCAACGCUCAUUCGAGUGACUUGACCUCUGCCCGAAGUUCCCAGGAGAUCUCGGUGGCUCCGGUGAACCCACCGGCUCCUCUCCCCGGUCCGUUUCCUGCCGAAAACCCCCCCGUAGAUCAAAACGCUCCCCCUCAAGCCAACCCCGGAGUGAACCCCAACCUGCGCAUGAAUGCCCAGGGUGGACCCCUCAUGGAGGAAGACGACGAAGUGAACCGCGAUUGGCUGGACUGGCUCUACUCGGCAACCCUCUUCUACGUCUUCGUCAACAUUGUUUACUUUUACUCCAGUAUGAGCAGGUUCCUCUUGGUGAUGGCUGGCACCCUCCUCAUCUACCUGCACCAGAUUGGCUGGUUCCCUUUCAGGCGAAGGCCAGCCCAGGCGCCACCACCAGCACCCCCGAACGACGUUCCUGCCCAGGCUGCGGUUAAUCAAGAUCAGAAUAACAAUUUACAACAGGAGGAAAACCCAAGAGAACAAAAUGAAACGGAGAAUUCGGAGGCCGCCGGCGGCGAGAACCCGCCAGCUCCAGCAGUUUCCUUCGUGAGCACAGCUUGGCUUUUCUUCAAGGCUUUCUUCGCCUCCCUCCUGCCAGAGGGGCCUCCAGCUGUGGCAAACUAACCGGGCACAUAAAACUUCCUCUUUUCUCUUCUCCGGGCACGAGCUUGAAUGUCCCAACGCGGCCGACGGUUGGUUGGAUCAAAGAGGGCGAACAUAAGACUUUUGAAGCUUAAAGACGGACGUGGCCGGACGCGCAAUGAGAUGCUAGCUCAGAGCUUCAAGUAACAAUAGACCACCGAAGCCACGGCUCGAGAGAGCGGUGCGAAGUUUUGUACCUCAGCUGCUUUGCGGGCCAAGUGCAAGAGAGGCAGAGUCCUUCUGCCAGGACCCACUUGAUCCCAGUUGGAUUGGAUCUCGCCUACGUGCAAGUGUGCAAUCUUGUGCAACCAGCAUAGUUAGGGAAAAAAAAACGACACGGGGGGGGGGAAGUUAAUGCCAAAAAUGAAGAAGAGCUGUUCUUAAUUCCUGACAAACACGUGUAAAAGAUAAGGUGUAAAUAGAUUUUCCACAGAAGGUUAACAGUUGAGCCUAUUAAUACUACACAGCGGAGGUGGGCAGCCAAAGCCCCCUUUUAUUUACCACCUGCGGAAAAACUGGGAGUUGGAAAGAGAGCAUGGCUGGCUCAGGAGUUCUGGGAGUUGAAGUCCGCAGGUGGUAAAAGGGGGCCUUGGUUACCCAGCCAUGCCACACAGUGGCAGAAAGUAUUUUCCGAGGUUUCAAGCACGAGGGGGGUUUCCUGUUUUUGCCAAUUUAGCAAGUCAACAUCAUGUCUGGACGCGUGUCUUCGGAUCGAUCAAAUUGCAAAUAACGACUUCUUUCAAGCAGCUUUCUAUUUUGCAACAAUCUACUUAAAUCUAUAAGUUCUUUUUUGUCAUUGCAUUUCAAAGUUAAAAGAGAGAAUGGGAUUUGUGCAAAAGAAGACUUGUGAACGAUCGUUCCCUCCCUUCCUCUCUCUUUCCUUCCCCUCCCCUCUCUCUUUCCUCUCUUCUCUCCCCCCACUCUCUUUCCUUCCUUCCUCUCCUCUCCUUUCCUCUCUUCCCUCCCUCCCCCUCUCUUUCCUUCCUCUCCCCUCCUCUCCUUUCCUCUCUUCCCUCUCUUCCCUCUCCUUCCCUCUCUUCCCUCCUCUCCUUUCCUCUCUUCCCUCUCUUCCUCUCUCCUCCCUUCCUUUCUUCCCUCCCUCCCCUCCUCCCUUUCUUCCUCUCCCCUCCUCUCCUUUCCUCUCUUCCCUCUCUUCCUCUCUUCCCUCCCUCCUCUCCUCACUUUCCUUCCUCUACCCUCCUUCUUCCCUCCCUCCCUCCCUUCCCAUCAUGCGGAUUUUCAGGCCGAUUUCCUGCAGGUUAGCCAUACAUAUUGUGAAUGAAUAAUUUGCUUUCUGGGAUGCGAAUUAAAAGAAAAAAACAUUGGCCUGAAUCUGAAGUCUGGUGGAGCAUAACUCCAUGAACUUCCAACUCUGACACUUGGAAAAGGAGGGAUAUUUGGGUAGGUGACCUUUGCUCCUGAGUUGGGACAGUCCGAAUCCCCAGAGAUGGGGCCAGAGUGAGUUAAGAGGGUCGCCCCAAAUUACUGCAGCUGCUCAUUUUGCAAAUAGAAGUUUGAAACCCAGGCUGUGAGAUUUCUAGCAUCUUUUGAUCAAAAAGAUUGUGUGGGCCAUGUUGGAAGCUGCAGUAUAACAUCAGAAUUAUAGCUGUGAUGAUGUGAUUCAUGACUGAUGCAAAUUAUUUAAGUAUUGAGUUGUGAUGGCCUCAUCGCAUGUCUAGAUGCCCAGAAUUUCUAUGGAGGGGAAAAAUAUUCUUCAACAUCUGCAUUUAACAUGGGACAUUUUAGCAAAAUAACAUUCAUUCUUUUGGAUUUCUGAUUAAUUGGUCUGCUUACAAUGCUCAGAUUAAUUCCCCCCCCCCCCCCCCCCCCUAAGCCUCUCUGCCUGGAACUCCCUAGAAUUGCAUGAUUUUUCCAAAGUCAUUCUUUUCCACUCAGGGAUUAUUUUGCAUAUAAAAACAUUUUUCCCGUUUCUGUGUUUGGAUUUCAGGAUGAUGCCGAAAUGGUGAGUUUUUGCUGUUGUGGAUUGUAACAUGGAUGCUUUCUGUUUCUUAUCUACUCAGAUAUCAUAAGGGCAGUCACGCGAUGGCUGAACUUUUUCUUCCUUCUUUGUACAUUAUUAAACAAAGUUUAAUAUAUGACAGCUUAAUUUUAUUAAACCAAGAUUGUUUGCAA